Molecule: messenger RNA, 210 nt
Organism: Klebsormidium nitens
Lineage: Eukaryota; Viridiplantae; Streptophyta; Klebsormidiophyceae; Klebsormidiales; Klebsormidiaceae
Source: the annotation of a GenBank genome assembly
AUGCCUGCACAGGAUCUCUUCAGCCCCUCGUCUUCUGGUCCAAGUUGGGAUCCACUGGACGACCCCAACGACCACUUCACCGACCUGGAGAUCAGUGACACUGAGGACAACGAGGUGGUGGCACCUAAGCGGCGCCCCCCACCAUCUCCUGCACCUUACCCCCGGCCAUCUGUCACACGGCGAAGAAAGCUUCCUUUGGAGGAGCUCUAG